AUGAAAGCUCGCUCAAUCACAGCCUUCAUCUCUCUCCUAGCAUUUACGACAUCAGCAGAGGCAGUCUUCGACAAUGUCACCGUCUUUGCGCCGCCAUCCAGCUGGCCUUCCCACAGCACCUCGUACGGCCGCACCCUUCUACUAGACCACAACAAGCCAGACCCCGUUCUCCUAUCGACCUGGUCGUUUUCCCCGCCGGAUGGGACAUACCUCCCAAUAUACCGGUCAAAAGACGGCGGUCAAACAUGGUCUAAUUAUUCAAGAGUCCACUUCUCUAACAACGGAGGCUAUGUCGGUGGUUCUAUCUGGCAACCAUUUCUCUAUGAACUCCCACGGCAGGUAGGCGAGUACCCUCGCGGGACCAUCCUCGCCUCGGGCAACGCUAUCCCGCACGAUUUCUCAUCGACAAACAUCGAGGUCUAUGCCAGUCUGGACAGAGGGUUCUCCUGGGAGUUCGUCUCCGUCGUCGCGACUGGCGGUCCACCAAACACGACCAACGGCGCAACCCCGGUGUGGGAGCCCUUCAUAUCCAUGUACGAAGACAAGUUGACGGUCUACUACUCCGAUCAACGGGAUCCUCUCCACGGCCAGAAGCUGGCCCACCAGUCGACGCGAGACCUCAUCAACUGGGGCCCCGUCGUCAACGACGCAGCCUAUGCGAACUACACCCUGCGUCCCGGCAUGACGACGGUUGCGCGGAUCGGAAACGGGAAAUACCUCCUCUCGUACGAGCUGGCCAACGCCCCCGAAGUCCCGUAUGCAGUCCACUACCGUAUCGCCGACAACCCGCUCAAGUUCGACGAAGCGACGCCUUACCUUCUCAAGUCUAGAGAUGGGACGAUCCCGUCCGCAUGCCCGUACACCGUCUGGACGCCGGUUGGCGGGCCGCACGGUACCAUCGUCAUGAGUGACGGCACCUACUCGGAAGUCUUUAUCAACCGGGAUAACGGCAACCCCCGCAGCUGGAUCAAGGUGCCUACCGGUAAGGGCGUGGCGUAUUCUAGAGCGUUAACAGUCAUGCCGGACCCGAGUGUGAUAUUGUUCUUCAAUGGCGGUAUGUUUGGUGAAAACAAUACUACCGUUACGGCAGGAGAGUGGAUAGUCCCGAGGCGUUCAGAUCACUUUUAG
Messenger RNA from Aspergillus lentulus, 1128 nucleotides. RefSeq names its product BNR/Asp-box repeat domain protein. The record is from RefSeq and is a predicted model, not a curated record. NCBI's taxonomy places the organism in Eukaryota, Fungi, Ascomycota, Eurotiomycetes, Eurotiales, Aspergillaceae.